CUUUACCGUAGGGAUCCCCUGAGCGUGGACGCUUUGGGGGCGAAGGAGCGGGCCGGACCAAUCAAGAGGCCAUCUCCCCCAACAUCGCCAACAAGGCAGACCCAGCGUCAGCCUGGGUCCUCUCUAUGCUGUUCCCAGUGCAAUGCCGCGCAUCUCCACUGAAACGCUAAGCACUAUCGUAGUAUGAGCCCUGUCGUGGAAAAGGGAGGGUUAUAUAUGCCUUGUCUUUUCCCAUAUCCCCAAUACAUUGCAGUAAACCCAAUGUCAACACCAACAAGUCAUGCAUGGCGCUCUCCCUCCAGCAACAAGCUCCAGUGCAACCACGAUGGCCCUUAGCAAUCCGGAAUGAGACCAUCACGACAGCCGAGCCAGAGACGGUCAUCACAGUCCGCAACAGUCCCGAGCCAUGGCAUCCACUCGACUACACUGUCGCCCACGAGAACGGAGCAACCCUAUUCACAGUCAACGGAAAUCCAUGGGGUCUUGCGCAACGCCGCAUCUUCCGCGAUGCAUCGGGCCUCCCUCUAUUCGAACUACGGAGUCGGUGGUAUGACUCGUCUACGCUCGAGCUCAAGCUCCCCGGCGGGGCAGCAACCAGUGAAACGCUACUAUCAGCAAAAUGUCGCGUAGCAGUCCAAGCGCCUAGGGCUGUGCUUCGGUUCCGCAAUUCAUGCAUACCACUAAAUGCGAGAAGACCCACGCAGAAAUAUAAGAGCAAAAAGACGCUAACGGAUACCCUGAUGCGGCCGUCCACCGUCGACCCUGAAACAACCAUGGAGAUUUACUCGCUGGACGUGGACAACUUUGCUCAAGUUGCUGUUGUAGAUGGUCAGCAGGUUGCGAAUAUUGACCGAGUCACCGAUCCGGGGGAGUUGGCGCAGGGCCAGAAACCACCGUUUCGGUUUCGGCCUAUGUGGAGGGUUAGGGUUGCGAGGGGCGUGGACUUAGCUCUAGUGAGUUGAGACCUGAUCUG
This is a messenger RNA of Aspergillus versicolor CBS 583.65, 973 nucleotides long. RefSeq lists its product as uncharacterized. The transcript has a single exon. Bases 285 to 962 code for a protein of 225 amino acids. Lineage: Eukaryota; Fungi; Ascomycota; Eurotiomycetes; Eurotiales; Aspergillaceae. The record is from RefSeq and is a predicted model, not a curated record.